Messenger RNA from Melampsora larici-populina 98AG31, 2943 nucleotides. RefSeq lists its product as uncharacterized. The record is from RefSeq and is a predicted model, not a curated record. The transcript is spliced from 11 exons. NCBI's taxonomy places the organism in Eukaryota, Fungi, Basidiomycota, Pucciniomycetes, Pucciniales, Melampsoraceae. Gene Ontology annotation, biological process: intracellular protein transport; protein secretion; endoplasmic reticulum to Golgi vesicle-mediated transport. Gene Ontology annotation, cellular component: endoplasmic reticulum; Golgi membrane; COPI vesicle coat. Gene Ontology annotation, molecular function: structural molecule activity. The coding region runs from base 1 to 2826 and encodes 941 amino acids.
AUGUCAUUCAAAAAAGAUGAAGAAACAGGUGUGGCUCAUUUCAUGCAAGACAAAACCACCGUCAUUCAAGAAGCAAGAGUCUUCAACGAAUCACCUAUCUCACCCAGAAAAUGCAGAAUCUUACUUACCAAGAUAGUUUACCUUUUAUACGUUGGUGAAACGUUUGGUCCACAAGAAGCUACUACACUCUUCUUUGGAGUCACUAAACUCUUUCAACAUAAAGAUAGCGCAUUGAGACAAAUGGUCUAUCUUGUCAUCAAAGAACUCUCUCAUCUCGCCCAAGAUGUGAUCAUGGUGACUUCUUCGAUCAUGAAAGAUAUGCAACCGAAUUUAGAAGUCAUAUAUCGACCUAAUGCGAUUCGAGCGCUUUGUCGAGUCAUAGAUGGUUCCAUGAUUCAAGGUAUUGAAAGAUUUUACAAAUCUGCUAUUGUUGAUCGGAAUGCAUCGAUCAGUUCAGCAGCUCUGGUUUCAUCUUAUCAUCUUUAUCCAAUUGCUAAAGAAGUGAUCAGACGUUGGGCCAAUGAAGCUCAAGAAUCUCUAAAUGCUAAAGGACCUAGUUCUACAUCUAGCUUUAUGCCUUCUGGUGCUGCUAGUUAUUUGAGUAGUUUUGGUGGUGGUGGUAGUCAAGCUCAAUCUGGAUUCCAACCUGUUGCUAGCUCUAGUUAUAUCACUCAAUAUCAUGCACUCGGUUUACUUUAUGGAAUCCGUCAACAGGAUCGAAUGGCUGUCUCAAAGAUGAUUCAAUCCCUUGGUGGUGGAAAGAGUAACACUUUGAGAAGUCCUUAUGCACUUUGUAUGUUGAUUAGAUUUGCGGCUAAAUUGAUGGAUGAGGAUCCCAACUUGCACAAACAGAUGCACGAAUUACUUGAAGGUUUCCUGAGACAUAAAUCAGACAUGGUCAAUUUCGAAGCAGCUCGAGCGAUCUGUGAGAUGAGAAAUGUGUCCGCAUCUGAACUUUACAGACCUGUAGCUGUCCUUCAACUCUUCUUAUCAUCUCCCAAGAGUACACUUAAAUUUGCUGCGAUCCGUACAUUGGCCAAAUUGGCUCAACAACACCCACAACCGGUUCAAGCUUGUAAUCUUGAUAUGGAACGUUUGAUCAAUGACGAAAAUCGUGGAGUAGCUACGUUUGCCAUCACCACUCUUUUGAAGACUGGAAAUGAGGCAUCGGUAGACAGAUUAAUGAAGCAAAUCUCAGCUUUCAUGUCUGAGAUUUCAGAUGAAUUCAAAGUCACCAUCGUCAAUGCUAUUCGGGCCUUAUGUCUCAAAUUCCCAGCAAAACAAGCUGUCAUGCUCAACUUUUUAUCUGGGAUCUUGAGAGACGAAGGUGGUUAUGAUUUCAAACGUGCGGUAGUAGAAGCUAUCUUUGAUAUGAUCAAGUUCAUUAGCGAAUCUAAAGAAACAGCUCUAUCACAAUUGUGUGAAUUCAUCGAAGAUUGCGAAUUCACCAAACUCUCGGUCCGGAUCUUACAUUUACUCGGUAUUGAGGGUCCAAAAGCUGUACAACCAUCUAAAUACAUUCGAUACAUUUAUAACCGAGUUAUCCUCGAAAACGCGAUAGUUCGUGCAGCUGCAGUCUCAAGUUUGGCCAAAUUCGGUGUCAAUGUUUCUGAUGUUGGGGUAAAAGCUAGUAUCAAAGUCCUCCUGACUAGAUGUUUAGAUGAUGUAGAUGAUGAAGUUAGAGAUCGGGCCGCACUUUACUUGAAAGUUUUGAAGGAGGAACCAUUGGCUGAAAAAUUCGUUAAAGAUGACUCUACUAUCUCCCUAGCGGUUCUUGAAACCAAAUUAGUUUCUUAUAUGAGUAAUGCUGAAGCAACAGAAUCUCCUUUCGAAUUGACCAAUAUUCCUCGUAUUAGUCGAGAGCAAGCUCGUCAAGAAGCUAUUCGUGCUCGUCAUGAGACUACUACCGAUCUUACCGUUUUGAAUAACCCUAAUAAACCGACGUCUGCUGUUGCGAUCGGUGGUCCAAGCCCCAAUGCAGCGUCGAGAGCUGAAACUCAAUCUAAUUACGCUGCUCAACUAGCUACUGUACCUGAAUUUGCUACCUAUGGACCCGUUCUGAAAAGUUCUUCUAAACCAAUACCACUUACUGAGCAUGAGACUGAGUAUGUAGUGAGCUUAGUAAAGCAUGUCUUUGCCGAACAUAUCGUCUUCCAAUUCAAUCUUACCAACACUUUACCAGAUACGAUUCUAGAACAAGUUUCAGUUCUAAUGACACCUACUUCACCAUCAGAUACAUUGACCGAGGAUUUCAUAAUUCCAAUCCCAUCAAUUGGAAGUGAACCAGGAACGAUAUAUGUAUCAUAUAGUAGAAUAGGAUAUGAUUUAGGUAGUUUUGGUUGUACAUUGAAAUUUAUUUCCAAAGAAGUGGAUCCAGAAAGUGGAGAACCAGAAGAAGAAGGUUAUGAAGAUGAAUAUCAAAUUGAAGAAGUUGAAAUUGGUGUAGGAGAUUAUAUUUUACCUACUUAUGUUGGGUUUACUCAAGAAUGGGAUAGGUUAAGGUCUGGUGUGAAUGUGACGGAAACGUUCUCAUUAAGUUCUUUGAAGAGUUUGGAAUCGGCUUGUGGGACAAUUAUUGAGUUAUUGAAUAUGGAAGCAUUAGGAGGAAGUGAACGUCCUACUUCAUCUUCUGUUCAUACAUUAAAUUUAUCUGGAAUAGUGAUUGGAAAUCAAAAAGGUUCAUCAACUACAACAGAAGGAAAAGGUCAAAAAGUUUUAGUUAGAGUUAGGAUGACUUAUAGUACACAAGCUGGUGUUACUUUAGAAAUCACGGCUAGAGGUGAAGAUCAAGAAGCUUGUGAUUUGAUUUUGUCGGCUAUUGCUUAGAAAUCCUUUGGAUUGGGAAGCUUGACUAUUUGUGGAUGAAUGAUGUUGUGUAUGACUUGCAAACCACAAAGUUAGAGAUUGAUUGAGAAAUGGAAAUCUUUUAUUGAUGCAUUUUUU